Molecule: messenger RNA, 532 nt
Organism: Penicillium samsonianum
Lineage: Eukaryota; Fungi; Ascomycota; Eurotiomycetes; Eurotiales; Aspergillaceae
Product: GFA family protein
Exons: 4
Coding region: 45-458 (137 amino acids)
Molecular function (GO): carbon-sulfur lyase activity
Source: RefSeq, a predicted model, not a curated record
GUUUCUUCACGCAUACUAUACAUACUACAUAUCCUGAAUUCGAAAUGACUUUCACUGGAAGCUGCAUGUGUGGCGGUGUUACUUACGCCGUCGAAGCUGACUCGUAUCUCGCCGCCCUAUGCCACUGCACCGACUGCCAGAAGUGGUCCGGUGGUGCAUUUACCUCCAAUGCCGUCGUUCCCCGCACCAGUGUUAAAGUGACAAAGGGUACCCCUAAUUCCUACGACGCAGUUGGAGACAGUGGAAAGGUCAAUAAGCACUUCUUCUGCCCGACCUGUGGCUCAAGUCUCUACACAGAGCUGGAGAUCAUGCCCGACAUGACUUGCGUCAAGGCUGGAACCCUUGAUGGCGGCGAGGCGAAUCUCAAAGGAAAGGUUAAUGUCGAGUUCUAUGUUAAGGAUCGUCCGGCUUAUCUUGCUGCUGUUGAGGGUGCUAAGCAGGAGCAAUUGCUUGGUUGAGUGGUCUGACAUUGAUAAGUCAAGGAAAUUGAUCAAAACAUGGUUUAUAUUUGAGAAGAACAAAUUCAAACAAA